Messenger RNA from Sardina pilchardus (European sardine), 2191 nucleotides. It is a transcript of the gene c17h7orf57, whose product is annotated as chromosome 17 C7orf57 homolog. Lineage: Eukaryota; Metazoa; Chordata; Actinopteri; Clupeiformes; Clupeidae. The record is from RefSeq and is a predicted model, not a curated record. Bases 111 to 845 code for a protein of 244 amino acids. The transcript has 8 exons.
UAACAUCCGUUGCAGAUUUAACUCAUUCCGGCAUCAUUUUGGUGGCAUCUCCAACUAUCCGCCUCAAAUCAUCAUUCAGUUCCUGUGUUCGACUCAGACGACCAGCAAACAUGAGCUCUGAACUCAAUUACCGACGGGCAAAACCAGGCAAAAAGACAUUUCAGGGUAAUCCUGCAAAUGGUGUUGUUGGCCCAACUUCUCAGAUCCCUGGGCUGUGUCAGACUGCCGACACAGCACCAGAGGAGAGAACCACUGGCCGGAGGGUGGGGAUUUUUGAGAGCGACUCGGAUUAUGUUAAGCUGGCCAAAGGAGGAGGGCAUAAAGGAUUGCUCUCGCAUGACGAUGUGGAGGAGGGUCAGGGGGGCAACCCAUCCUAUAGGCCUCCUGAGUGGUUCUCGGCCAACUCUGGCUCCAGGUCCCCGUUAAGCCCAAGCCAAGCGUCUUCAGCUGACAGCACCUCCUCCAACGGAGGCCACAAGAGUUCGUCCAAAGGGGCAGCCCGGUUGCUGGCUGCUCCCUUUGGUACGGAUGAAAUCUCCCCCUGGGAUCAAGACACUGAUGCCUUUACCGCUGGUAAAGACAAGGUGGGCAAUGCUACUAAUCAGAUGGAGAAGCUGACCAUGAAUGAUUCCAAGGAGUUUGGAAAGUACAAAAAGAUGUCAUCCAACACCUCUGCCAACAGUUCACAUGACAAGAAGACUGCAAAAGAUCAAGUGAGCAUGUCCAAGCUUUUGAGCUUUGGGUACAUGGAGGAGGAUGAGAAGAAAUCGGUCGUCGAUGAUGACGCUUCCAGUAUGACGUCCGAGCAGACCAGCACCAUUGCCCCAGAGGACGAGCUGGAGUAAGCGGCGGAGGCGGCCGGCGGGGAGGUGCGGAGCCCAGGGCGUCCCUCCCUGCUUCUUCACUCAUACUCACGCCAGUUACAUGUCUUUGUUCUCUUAACAUCUGUCAAAAGGCCAAGCUCAUACGGAACUUUUUUUCCUUUUUUUUUUUUUUGUAAAGUCAUUUUGUUAUCGUACAUGAAUGCCAAGUGGUACAAGUCCGUUGGUACUAAAUAUUUUUUUGUUGUUGUUGUUGUUGUUGUGACUGCAAAGAGGGCAAAUGUAGUGUAUGCGCUCAGCCUGCUAAACAAAUGCAAGGUACAAGUUUGUGUUUUGAAUUUUGUUUGUUUUUUUUUGUUUGUGUUUUUAUUUUUUAUGGUUUGUAUUUUUGUUUUGUUUUAUCUCUCAGGCACUACUUUUUUUCGUUGAUGUUUUAAGGGCUCCGUUUGUUGGUGUGUGAGCUCACUGUAAACAUUGCACACAUCCCACCCAGCAGAGCAGCUUUUUGGAACUGCAGCAGUGAAUCCUAGUGUGAGUUUACCUUCGUAUUUAUGCAGUUAGGCUCUAGAUAUGACUUAGGAACACAUUUGUCAUUAGUAACUGGUAAGCCACAAGUAAGGGACAUAACUAGUGUGAGUGACACUCCUGGAUCAAAAAAUCACAUUUUCACAUAACAAAAAAAAGAAUAGCUAACGAGCCUGGGAAGAGUGAUAGCCUUGAUAUUGUUCACUGGCAUAACAGUAGUACACUUGUUAACUUACUGAUUUUUAACUCCAUCAGAAUGGCCCGUCCAUCAUUUUAUUUGUCUCAGAAUUGAAAUAGAACACUUUUUGGAAUGAAAUCUCUGACAAAGCUUCAUUUUGAAGGAUGCAUGAUGUGAUGGAACUGAGUAGAUCUUCAAUCCAUUUCUUUGAUCACUAAGAGAGCAAGUUACAACACUAACUUAAGUCACUCGUGGUGCACAGAAGUCUCUGUUUUGAGUGUGAUAUUGUACUAUCUACUUCUCUUAACCAUCACUGCGAUUCUGAAUCAUAUGUAAAAGCUGUUUCAUGGUACAUUUUUAAGAGCUGAAUUGGCUCCGGGUCUCUCUUUUCCCCUCUGUUGCUGUAUACCUUUUCAUGUGGGCCCUUCCAAGUGAGUUGAGGUUGAAUGUACAGUGAUGUGUUUGUUGCUUUUCUUGCUAGGAUGCAGACAGAAGUCGUCCACACUGAAACUGGUUGGAUGUUUGUAAGGGCCAAGCAAUGGGAGAGGGGAUCUAGGCCCAUGCCAUGGAAAGCCUUGUAUGAUUGUUCUUUUGUUUGGUUUUCAACUGACCAGUUAACACUUGCUGUUGGUUUUGAAACAAAGAUCAAUGAAGAUGUCUGCAUGUA